AUCGGAGCCAUUCCCUAUCUCACUCUAGACCAAUUAGCAUUAAGAGGGUAAAGUAUCAGGAAGCCACAACAUUUAUACAACUCAGUUACUGAGAUCAAUCUACUGAAGUGAAGUUAAGCAAAAAGCUCCAUCUCCAGUGAACAUGGCCAAACCACUGUCUAUGGACAAACCAGAAUGCUUCAUUGACACAGAGUCAGGUGGGAAGCUGUAUGUCAAGGAGUCAGCGCUGCAGAUCCUGCAGAAGAUCGAGCAGCCAGUGGUGGUGGUGGCUGUGGUGGGACUCUACCGCACCGGGAAGUCCUACCUGAUGAACCGCCUCGCAGGAAAACAAACAGGGUUUGCAUUGGGCAGCACAAUUGAGUCUAAGACAAAGGGCAUCUGGAUGUGGUGUGUGCCCCACCCCACUAAAGCAGGGACCACUCUGGUGCUGCUGGACACUGAGGGACUCGGAGAUGUGGACAAGGGGGACUCAAAGCAUGACAGCAACAUCUUCUGUCUGGCUGUGUUACUGAGCAGCACUCUGGUCUACAACAGUCGAGGGACGAUUGACAACAGGGCUGUAGAGGAGCUACAAUAUGUCACUGAACUAACAGAGUGCAUCAAGGUCAAAUCAUCAAAUAAUGAAGCUGAUGAUUCGGGCGAGUUUGUGAAGUUCUUCCCUAGUUUCAUCUGGGCUGUGAGGGACUUCACACUGGAGCGAAAGAUUUAUGGCAAUGAUGCAACAGAGGAUGAGUACCUAGAGUUUGCUCUGAAACUGAAAGUUGGCACUUCAAAAAAAGUGAUGGAGUACAACCUGCCCAGGGAGUGCAUCCAAAACUACUUCCCCUCCAGAAAGUGCUUCACUUUCCCGUUUCCAACUGCCCCAGAGAAUGUGUCACGUCUUGAAAAGUUGGAUUCUGCUGACAUUUCCUCUGACUUCCUGGAGGUCACAGAAAAUUUCUGCAAGUAUGCCUUUGAGAAGAGUGAAGUGAAAAAGCUGAAAGAUGGAAUCAUAGUAUCUGGCAGAGUUCUGGGUCAUCUGGCAAAAAAUUAUGUGGACACCAUCUCCAGUGGAGUUGUGCCAUGUCUGGAGAACGCUGUGAUCGCCAUGGCAAAGAUUGAAAAUGAGGCUGCAGUGAAGGACGGGCUUGAAAUUUACCAGAGUGGAAUGGAGAAGCUGAAGGACACCUUCCCGCUAGAACUGAAGAAUGUGUCCUCAGAACACCAACAUCUCAGCAGCACAGCGACACAAACCUUCAUGAAGCGUUCAUUCAGGGACAAUGAUGGGGGAUACCUGAAAACUCUAGAGGAAAAAAUUAAUAAACUCUUUGAUGAAUAUUUGCGUCAAAACGAGGAGGCUUCAAAGAGACAAUGUGAGGAUCUCCUGUCAGUCCUCUCUGGACCAAUGACAGAAAAACUCAAGCAGGGCUUUUAUGCCAAACCUGGUGGCUAUGAUCUCUUCUGUAAGGAUCUGGAGGACAUUGUGAAGAAUUACAACAGUCAGGCUAAUAAAGAAGUCAAGGCUGAAGAGGUCCUAGAGGAGUUUCUGAAGCAGAAAUCUGUGGAUUCUAAAGCCAUUCUGCAUGCAGACAAAAAACUGACUGAGAAGGAAAAAAAGAUUAAGGAGGAAACAGAGAAAGCAGUCCUCCUGGAGCAGGAAAUCAAAGUUAAAGAAGAGAAGCAGCGACAGCUAGAAGAGAAGAUGGAAGCAGAGAGAAAGAGUAAUGAAGAGAGGAUGAGGCAGAUGAAGGAGAAGAUGGAUGAGGAGAUAAAACUUCAGAGAGAGGAGGCUGAGCGUGCCAUGGACAGUAAACUGAGGGAGCAGGCUGCUCUGUUGGAGAAGGGAUUUAAGGAGAAGGCAGACAGGAUGAAAGAGGAGAUGGAGGAGUUUAAGAGGCAGAAUGCUGAAGCUGAGAGUAAUAGAGCUAGAGAGUUUGCAGAGAUGUUAGAGAAUUCCAACAGGAGACACGAGGAAUCAAUGGCUGUGAUGAUGCAGCAACACAGAGAACAGAUGGAGGCCAUAGAGCAGACGAAUUGUCGCUCUUCAGACGGAUGUUGCGUCUUGUGAAAUGUAUCAAUUCUGUGAUCUCCAAACUCAGGCAUUUAAUUGCACAAUGCAAUUUCAAUAUACAGUCAUGUGAAAAAGAAAGGACACCCUAUUGAAUUACAUGGUUUUUCAUAUUAGGACAUAAUAAAAAAUCACCUGGUCCUUGGCAGGUCUCAAAAUUUGGAAAAUAAAACCUCAGAUGAACAACAA
This is a messenger RNA of Sinocyclocheilus rhinocerous, 2236 nucleotides long. Its product is annotated as guanylate-binding protein 1-like. Gene Ontology annotation, molecular function: GTPase activity; GTP binding. The coding region runs from base 143 to 2047 and encodes 634 amino acids. The transcript has 10 exons. The record is from RefSeq and is a predicted model, not a curated record. NCBI's taxonomy places the organism in Eukaryota, Metazoa, Chordata, Actinopteri, Cypriniformes, Cyprinidae.